Knipowitschia caucasica is the source of this 1833-nucleotide messenger RNA. NCBI's taxonomy places the organism in Eukaryota, Metazoa, Chordata, Actinopteri, Gobiiformes, Gobiidae. The record is from the annotation of a GenBank genome assembly.
AUGGGCAGCGUGAGCAGCCUAGUCACGGGCAACCAAAGCCUCAGCCACGCAGCCAAGCACUGCAGAGCUUCAGGCCAACCCAGGCUGAAGCAGGAGCGGAGUGAGCAGCGCAAGAGUGGAGGGUGCAGCCUGGACGACCUACUCAAGUGCAGUUUUAGUCCCGGUUCCUCCUCUCAUCCCACCAAAGGCCUGUCCCAUUCUCGAUCGGGACGCAGUGAGGACUUCUUUUAUAUUAAGGUAAGCCAGAAGCCGCAGCACAGAGGAUCAGGCAUGGAGGAGAGUGACUCAAACAGCGAUGAAGAGACUCCUCCAACUCUGUUGUACAAGACUUUGACAGACAGGACAUCCACUGAGCAGCCACUGGUCCGUGCAUUCACGCCUGUUGUGCCCAAGAACACAACCUCCACAGAGACAGGCUACAAAAGCCUGGACCACGUCCUCGCAUCAAGGGAGAAAACAAGGCCAGAUGUCGUUCAAAAGACUGAAAACCUCUCAGGAACUCUCUCCGACUCGGGUCGAAACUCCAUGUCCUCCCUGCCCACCCACAGCACUGGUGACAGCUUUGGCCCUGGCUCUCACCGGGGCGGGAGUUCACCCGCAGCACACAGCCUAAGCAAGGGUCUCCUGCCCACAUUCCCCUCGUGGCUUAAUGGGAUAAAUGUGAGCCCAGAGUCCCGAUACUCCCCAGCCUUUAAUAGCCCUGUGUCUAAAGCUAAUGCCAGCACUAACGGCUCGCUGUGCUCCGGAGACAAGUUCAGUCCUCUGAGUGAAACCACAGGCGGGAUCCGAUCGCCCAUUACAGCAGACGACUCUCUGAUUGAACAUUUGGAGCACAGACUUCUGGGAAGAGAGAGUGAACUGCGGAGACUACAGCAGGUGAGUUUGGAGGAGAAAGGAGCAGAAGCUGUUCAGAGGAUUGAGGAGAGGCAUCGACACUGUGUGGAUGAGAUCGAAGGCCUGAAGCAGCAGUGUAUGAUGCAGCAGACGGUCAACAGAAGUCCACAAGGCUUACACCUGCAGGUCAGCAGGCUGCAGGAGGAGAAGCAGAGACUUGAAGAUCGCCUUCUUAAAUUGACCCAAGAAAAAGAACAAAUGGAACUGAGGCUGCGGGCCUUCGAGACACACAGCACAGCACUGGCGCCCACUCUGGAGGAAACUCAAUGGGAGGUUUGCCAGAAGACAGGGGAGAUCUUUCUGUUGAAGCAGCAGCUGAGAGACAGUCAGGCGGAGGUGAGCCACAAACAGAGUGAGAUGCUGAAUCUGCGAACUCUGCUGAAGGACGUCACGGCAAAACUGGAACUGGUGGAGAAACAGAGCCGAGAGCACGAGGGCAAGCUGCACGAAAGAACGCGAGAGGCAGAGGUGUGCCAAAAUGAGCUCCAGCGGAAGAAAAGCGAGGCCAACAUGCUGAGAGAGAAAGUGUGCAAACUGGAGAAUGACAUUGAGGCUUUAAAACAGACAUUUUCUGCGACCAAAGAAGAAGUAACUCCUCCACAAUCCUCAACCCCUGUGCAGACCGAAGCACCCCAGUGUCUGCAGGAGGAAGUGGCCUUACUCCGACAACAGGUGCAGGACGAGAGGGAGGCUAAAGACAAACUCUGUGUCAGCUUUGAGCAGGAGAAGCAGACGUGGAACAGGGAGAAGGAAAAGGUCAUCAAAUAUCAGAAACAACUGCAGAUUAACUACCUGCAAAUGCACAAAAAGAAUCGGGAUCUGGAGAGAAGUUUGAAAGACGUCACCGCUGAACUGGAGGCUAAGAAUGAACUCCGCACGAACAUACCAUACUGCUCAGGGCUGCAGACCUAUGAGGAUGUUAUUGCCACUGAGAUUUAA